Molecule: messenger RNA, 1239 nt
Organism: Adineta steineri
Lineage: Eukaryota; Metazoa; Rotifera; Eurotatoria; Adinetida; Adinetidae
Source: the annotation of a GenBank genome assembly
AUGAGUACAUCAAAUAAUAUUAAUAAACGUGUUAGUCAUUUAGUUGUGGAUUCGAGUGCAUUUAUUCGACAGGCACCAUUACAUAAUUUAACUGAUGUUGUUUAUACUGUGGAAGAUGUUGUGAAAGAAAUACGUGAUAUAAAAACACGUGAAUCACUCAAUGUUGUUCUCUACACAUUAAAGUUCAAAGAACCAAGUACUGAUGCUAUCCGUUUUGUAACAAAUUAUGCAAAGAAAACUGGUGAUUAUGCAUUUUUAUCAGCUGUUGAUCUUCGAUUAUUAGCAUUAACUUAUCAACUUUAUGAGGAAAAUGUUGGAACUGAUAAGCUCAAUUUAGAACCAAAAAUGAAUGCUUCUGUAGCAAAUGCAACAACAACAUUUGGAAAUGCCGGUGUCAAAUUAGCUGGUUUCGUUUUUCCAAAGAAUGAUGAAAAGAGUGAUGAACAAUCGGUGAAAUCAACGACUGAUAAUGCUGUUGAAAAAGAAGAACAAAUAGUAGAAAAUAAUAACGAAGAAGUAGAUGAAGAAGAUGCAGAAGAAGAGGAAGAGGAGGAGGAAGAAGAAGACAAUGAUAAUGAAGAUAUUCAAUCAUUCGUUACAGCACAUGACAAUGAACAUGAUCGAUUAACAGAAUCAGUAAAUGAUUUACAUCUUGGUCAUGAUGAUGAUGGUUGGAUCACCCCAUCAAAUAUCAAAUAUGUCAAAUCAAAAGCUCUAGAUAAUGGAACAACAGAUAAUAGUGAAACAGUUCAUGAAACUUUACCUGUUGCUUGUAUUACUACUGACUUUUCUAUGCAGAAUGUUCUUAUUCAAAUGGGUAUUCCUAUUCUUUCUGUUGAUGGUCUUCUCAUUCGAACAGCUCGUAGUUAUGUAUUAAAAUGUCGUGUUUGUCCAGGUGUAACUUGUCAAAUGAAAAAACAAUUCUGUCCUGAAUGCGGUAAUCCAUCCUUACAACGAGCUAGUGUAAGUACUGAUGCAUCUGGUCAACGUCAUUAUCAUUUAACAGGUCGUUAUCGACCAAAACCUCGUCAAUCAUUACCAUUACCUCGAGGUGGUAAACAUCCAAACAAUCCAAUACGUGUUGAAGGUCAACCACGACCACAAAAUCGACCAACAAGAAAAGCUUUAAUGAAAAGACAUGUACUCGAUGACGAUUAUCUUGCUAAUACUUCACCGUUUGCUGUUCAUGAUAUUUAUAGUCGUGCAGCAACACUUGGUAUUAAACCAACAAAACGAUAA